AAUAGCUGAUGUUAGGUUAAGUGAUUGUUUUUGAUGUGAUGCUUAGCGAAUGCACGCAAAGUUAAACAAAUAGAAAGGACGCAACUGGUCCCGCUAAAUAAAAUAUUAAAUAUUACUUUAUUCUUGGUUUCCUUUUUGUGAUUAACGUACAUUGCGAUAUUGAAUGGUAUAUUUCAACAUCUUGCCAACAAUGAGACACAACACUAUCGUUCUAACGUUCUCCACCUGCCUUUUCCUUGUCAGGGAAGAGUUAUUAAUGGCACGUCUUUGAUAAGGUUUGACAAAUUUAUGUCACCUAUGCACGUUAUUGUGACGCUUAUGAAGCAUCAAAGAUGGUUACCGUACAAGAUAUUGGUCUACAACUUACAAAAUCAGUGAAAGAAUUAGCUGAAUGGAACUUCCCCUUCUCACAAACCUUGGAGAGAUAUUGUUCCUUGUUUAAUACAACGUCGAACAAGAGUUUCGGCGAAGCCGGACUCGUCCUGCAAAGCUCUACAGCCGUGUACGUGCAUAGAGUCGACUCCCUCUGGCAUAAAAUUGAAUAUUUUAGAGAUAUAUUCUCGACUUACGAGCACGAAGAAGUGACGAAGAAUACCACCAAGAAGAAGGAUAGGAGGUCGGAUGUGCGCUUCCAAGAAUACAAAACCAUCAUCUUUGACGGUGACCUAGAUAAGAAUAUCGAUAUCAAAAGAAAUCCUGCGAUGCACGAUGCUGUUAAAUCAAAGAGCCGUCGGUUCACUCAGUUGGAGAAAGGUAUCGCGCAACAUAUCUCUACUGACAUUUGCGAUGUAAAUGGAGAAGCUAUUGGAAAGAAAUACGAUUUUCAAUGCAAUCAAAAUACAAGUACGGACAGGGUGGUGCUGGUUAACGAAUUUGCGUCUCAAGAUUUCUAUUGUCGCGAUGACUCGGCUCGAGAAAAAUCCCCGCUGAGCUCGAGUCGCUCGCGCGUUUCCGAGUCUCUGGAAUCUUCGUUCAAUACUUUAGUAGCAGAUUCCACCGUACACGAUGACGAGAAUAAUGACGACGACGAUGAAAAUAACGAUGAUCCGGCGGAAGAUAAUUCUGAACUGGUCUCGUCGUUCGACUUGAGUCAACAAGAUCUCUGUUUAUCUAGGAACACCAAUGACAACACACCUAUGGAGACGAUGGACACUUUGAGUGAUACUUGCCACAAUGUGAAUCUCUCUUUGAGUGAAACCUGCCUAAUUACACCUAGCACUACAAACUCGCCAAUAGCAACGACCAUCGACAACGCCAUUUUGCCGAAUAAUAAAACUUCCGACACUAUAUGUAUGAACAACAAUAUCAAGAAGAAUUUAGAUGUUUGCAGUCUGCUAGAUAGCCCACCCGAGUCGAUACAUUCAAAAGAAAGAACCUCAUCAACGGAUGAUUCGACAAAUUUACAAAACGAUGCAAAUGAGGAGCAGUCGAACGCAAAAUUGCACAUUGAUGCUAUAGAAAGUACUCCGAAUCGUAAUAGGGGAAGUAAAACUCGAGCGCGUUCUACUGUCAAAUCUACGUCGAAAUCGUUGAAGCGAAAAUUGUUGGUGCCGCAGAAGCGGAACGUGAAGAGAAGAAUCCUCGCGCAUACCUUCGAGGAACCGAAUCCCUCGCAUGCAGAUGGACCAAAUAUGUUCAAGCAAAAUUUGCGUACCUGUUUAAAAUACAUACGGGAACACGAUCCCCUGCAGUACGACGAUGUGACGAACGUAACGUUGGACUGCUUGGGAUUCCGAUUGCGCGUUAACACCGAAUCCGACGCGAACGCGAACGAUGAUGUAACGACGACCUCAAAUGACGACGCGGCCUCCGAGUUUUACAGCCCGGAGCCUGUCGGCGUGUCGCCUCCGCCCGACGAAAAUUUCUGCGACACCUGGUUCCGAUCGAACUCGUCGAGUUUCUUGCCGGAAAACGUUGACCGGUGGCACGAGCUAAUGCAGCCGAAACUGCGCGAGUUCGAUGCAAUCGAGAACUUUUGUCGUUCGUCUGCGAAAUACUGCCCGCCAGGUCUUCCUGGCACGCCGGGAAAUCCGGGCCCACGUGGUGAACCAGGACUACCGGGUAUUCAGGGCGUUAUGGGACCGACGGGUCCAUCUGGACCACCUGGUCAUCCUGGUGUCAGAGGACCCAAAGGUGACAUUGGACCACCAGGUUUCGACGGAAGGGAUGGUAUACCGGGUGAGCCCGGUUUGGACGGCAUUCCGGGCAGAAAUGGUUUCGACGGUUUACCCGGGGCUAACGGUAAAGCGGGCAUCAAUGGAUCGCCGGGAUUGUCUGGAAGAAAUGGAACAGACGGAAGACCCGGACAAAUGGGGCCUCAAGGACCACCAGGUCUUCGCGGAGAGGUAGGUCCACCCGGCCGGCCGGGAGCGUCGGGUAAGGAUGGCGAACCAGGUAUACAGGCAUGGAAGGUGAAUAUCAAUGAUCACAGUCUCACUGAUAUAUUAAUACCGCCAUCCAUUGUAGAAUUUACACCGCCGUUAAACACAAGCAACGUGAUUUCCGUGCAAGAAGGCAGUAACAUACGGCUCAGAUGUAUCGCGAGUGGAAAGCCACAACCUAUUAUACAAUGGACCAAAAUAGACGGUUCCAUGAUACCCAUGGGUACCUGGCGAGUGAAUUCGGUUAACGGCAGUACGCUCAAUAUCAGUGUAGUGAACCGGGAACAUAUGGGCGUGUACGCGUGCAACGCUGAUAACGGGAUAUUGCCGGCAAAAUCUAAAAAAUUCAAUCUUCAAGUAAGAUUUUCGCCGUUUAUUCGUAUACGCAACAAUAUAGUUCUCGUACGAAAUCAAAGUCCAGCGACAUUAGAAUGUGAGGUAGAGGCCUUUCCUGAAGCAAUAGUAUACUGGGAACGUAUACUGGGCGACGGUCGCCGUAUAAAAAUAACGGAUAGACAUAGAACAGAAGUUUACGACAAACGCGAUAAUUACAAGUUGAAGAUGAAGCUGAGGAUUACGAGAGUGACUGCGGCAGAGCAUGGGAUUUAUUAUUGUGUGGCGAGAAACGAUCUGAACGUCACCAAGGGAUCCUUUAUUGUAGAUGAUGACUUAAAGGAUAUAGAGAGAAUGAAGUUAGGAAAGGAGAUUCAUAUUACGUAUGGCCAACCCAUGCCUCCGAGUGUCGACCAAGAACAAGAAUUAUGCAAGACGCAAGAAACGUGCGUAAUGUGUCCAAAGUGUCCAUACACGGAUAUAACAAAUGUGUACGUGCAACCGUUAAUAUCUAAAGAUAUCAACGCAACGCAUCCGCCACCAUCAGUAACUGAAGGUUUGAUAGAAGCCGUGGGAAAGCCAGUGCUGAAAGGAAAUAUGGACGACUAUUACGGAAGUUGGAUGCACGACACAUACCGUCACGAUAUGCCAGAUAGACUCUGGGUCACUCGCAAUAAUGACACGUUCUACAUCUAUGAGUAUAGAUCGAAGGAGAAUUUCAAGAACGAGACGCCUAAUCAGAUAAAGUUGCCCUAUUCCUUUCAGGGCAAUGGACAUGUAGUUUACAACAAAUCAUUCUUUUACAAUCCUCAAAAUCGACCGACGGUUUUACGAUUCGAUCUUUCUCCGUCCUCGAAUAACGGAUGCCACCAAAUACCAAGUACCAAGUAUCUUAACAAAUGCGAAAUACAACUUCCGGACUUGAAUGUCAAUACUCAAAACUUUCUAUAUACACACAAUUUUACUUAUGUAGAUUUCAAUGUAGAUGAAAACGGUUUAUGGGUUAUUUACGGAUUAUCAUCCAAUAAUACGGCAGUUGUGAAAAUAGACCCUGUGGAUAUGACCAUGCAGUACGGAUGGAACAUCAGUAUCAAUCAUCAUAUAUUUGGGGAGAUGUUUAUCGCGGGAGGCAUGCUCUAUGCUGUACAUAGUGUCACUGAAGACACUAUGAAAAUACGGUUCGCUUAUAAUUUGUACAAUAACACUACGUUAAAUAUGCACUUGUCGUUCACAAAUCCGUACUACAAGACCACGGCUGUUAGCUACAAUCAUAAAACCAAGGAACUCUACACGUGGAACAAGGGCAACCAAUUGGCCUACCCAGUAAAAUAUCGCGAGGAAUUAGCAGGAGUCAACUGAGGCAACUAAGAAAGAAUUGUCCUCGGUACGGUGUACGAUGUACGAUGUACGCUUGUACAUGGAAAUGGAAAAUAAGCAUUUAUCGCAUUUAUUUAUAGCGGGAACGUUAAUUAAUCAUACCUAAUGCAUAACGAAUUCUUCUCAUUAUUCUUCGAAAUCCUGAGUGUCUUUUUAUCCUGUAUGCGCGCCAAAAAUAAAACUUGAAUAAUAUCUAGUAACAUGUGCGCAAUGAGUAAUUGUUUGUCGACCAACAUAGAAUUGUGUUUAGGCAUUAAAGGCAAGUCACUUUUUUCCACACAUUUUCUCGUAGUUCUCAUGUAAGCCAUGAAUAUCAUAUAUAAUUAUAAUAGAAUUGUAUUUUUAAACGCGAGAUUAUGUAUCAUAAAUAAACAUAAUAAAACGGAAGUACUAUACGAGAAGUAUUAUACGAGAAGUAA
Ooceraea biroi (clonal raider ant) is the source of this 4510-nucleotide messenger RNA. RefSeq lists its product as uncharacterized. The record is from RefSeq and is a predicted model, not a curated record. NCBI's taxonomy places the organism in Eukaryota, Metazoa, Arthropoda, Insecta, Hymenoptera, Formicidae. Gene Ontology annotation, biological process: signal transduction.